This is a messenger RNA of Spinacia oleracea (spinach), 2390 nucleotides long. RefSeq names its product protein LYK5. The coding region runs from base 150 to 2201 and encodes 683 amino acids. Gene Ontology annotation, biological process: protein phosphorylation. The record is from RefSeq and is a predicted model, not a curated record. NCBI's taxonomy places the organism in Eukaryota, Viridiplantae, Streptophyta, Magnoliopsida, Caryophyllales, Amaranthaceae. Gene Ontology annotation, molecular function: protein kinase activity; ATP binding. The transcript has a single exon.
UGUAGUCGUUUUUCAACAAUGCUUGUAAAAGACAAAAAGGACCCCGCACACCAAUAAAUACCAUUAUUACUUUAUUAGCAACUAGCAAUAUCCCCAAUCUUUCAGCUCAACUCAACACCCAAAUUCUGAAAUUCUGAAGUUCCUCAACCAUGAAGAAAUCUCCAUUAGUUUUGCUGCUAAUCAUAUUCACAACUCUACAAUUGCAGAUAUGGAAAUCGAAUUCGCAACAAACAUAUGUCAACAACAACCAGUUAGACUGUAACAACAACUCCAACAACACAUAUGGUUUCCAAUGCAAUGGAAACAGGUCAUGCACAUCCUAUGUCACUUUCCGGUCACUACCGCCUAACAAUACGCCCCCGAACAUCGCCUUCCUCCUUAACUCCAGCGCCUCCGCCAUCGGCCAGCUCAACAACAUCUCAGAGUUGGACCCUAUCCCUGAAGGAAGGAUGAUCAUUGUCCCUGUACCCUGCUCCUGCAGCAGGACAAGAAGCCGCAACACUAGUUAUUACCAACAUAAUGGGCGUUACAGGCUGCAGAACAUGGGUGAAACCUAUUUCUCAAUGGCAAAUAACACUUAUCAGGGGUUAACCACAUGCCAAGCUAUGAUAGCUCAGAACAAUUUCAACAUCACCAACCUCCAAAUUGGGGAUGAGCUUUUGGUGCCUCUCAGAUGUGCCUGCCCUACUGAUCGGCAGGUGAGUCGAUACAGGUCUCAGUAUCUGCUAUCCUACAUUGUUACCUGGGGUGAUACUAUCUCUCACAUUGCUGAUAUGUUUGGGGCUGAUGUACAGACUGUUUUGGACGCUAAUGAGCUCAGAGUUGAUGAUGUUAUCUUUCCUUUUACACCGAUUUUAGUGCCUCUAACAUCUGCUCCUACUCAUAUAAACCUUCCCUUGGUUCCACCUGUUCUGCCUCCUCAAUCUGAUUCUCCUCCUGUUAGUCCUGAUAAUGGUGGUGGUGGUACUUCUUCCAACAACGGGGUGUUUAUAGGAAUUGGGAUUGGAGCUGGGGUUUUGGUGCUUGGUCUUGGUUCGUUCCUAGUUUGGUUAUUCCUAAUCCGUCCUUCAAAGAAGAAGCCGCUUCCUAUAUUUAAGAUCGCGGAGAAAGGUGAGAAAGUUUCUGAAUCAUCAUCCUUUUUUACACCCACGCCUGUAUCUUAUACCACUAGUCACAUCAGCACAAGAUCAUCGUCUGUUGAUUUGGAUGGGUUGAGGCUUGCGAUUGGGUCAUUGACGGUUUACAAAUUCAAGGAAAUAGAGAAAGCAACCGGGAAUUUUAGUGAGGGAAAUAGGAUUAAGGGCUCAAUGUAUAGAGGCGAAUUCAACGGUGAUGAAGCUGCAGUCAAGAUCUUGAAAGGUAAUGUUCCUAAUGAUGAGAUCAAUAUUUUGAAGUAUAUCAACCACUCCAACAUAACUCGGUUGUCUGGGUAUUGCACACAUGAGGGAAAUACUUACUUGGUAUUUGAGUAUGCUGAGAAUGGUUCACUAGACAACUGGAUUUUUCACCAAAAGAAGCUCCAAUCUGAAGAUAACGAUUUGCUCUCCCCGCCUGUUCUUAGUUGGAAACAAAGGGUCCAAAUAGCCUGUAACAUAGCUGAUUCCCUGAACUACUUGCAUAGCUAUAUUCACCCUCCUUACAUCCACAAGAAUCUCAAGAGUAGCAAUGUACUCUUAGACAACCACUUCCGUGCAAAGAUCACAAAUUUCGGGCUAGCAAGAACUUUCCAAGACGAAAGUGAAAACGGGGAAUUACACUUAACCAAACACGUGGUUGGAACUCACGGUUACUUAGCCCCCGAGUACAUAGAAAACGGGGCAGUGACAACCAAACUAGACGUGUUUGCUUUCGGGGUUGUACUUCUUGAGCUCAUGUCAGGAAAACCAGCAGUAAAACCAUCAGGAACUAACAAGGGAGGUGCAGAUGAUAUGUUGUUUAUGGUAAUACGAAAAGUGUUCGAGGGGGAAAAUGUGAGGGAGAAACUAAUGGAAUUCAUAGAUUCUAAUCUAGGAAGGGAGUACCCCUUGGAUUUGGCAUACACAAUGGCUCAAUUAGGCAACAGAUGUGUCGACCGAGACAUGAAUUCUAGACCAUCUAUGUCCGAGGUUUCAAUGACACUCUCAAAGAUAUUCUCAUUGUCUUUGGAUUGGGAUCCAUCAGACGAACUUGCAAAUUCAUCUUCCUUAAGCCACACAAGAUAAUCUACUACUACAUUCAACAUUUGCUAUCAUCAUUGUACAAUGCAAUUCAAAUCAAUACUAGUUAUAGUUGAUAUACUCGCAAAUGUAUUGCCAACUUUCAGAAUUACUUAGCAUAGAGAAAAAUCUCAUGUAUUACUUGCUUGAAUCAUUUGAUAAUAAUGAUAAUCAUACAAUUUUUAUCCAAAUAAA